Molecule: messenger RNA, 3101 nt
Organism: Cottoperca gobio
Lineage: Eukaryota; Metazoa; Chordata; Actinopteri; Perciformes; Bovichtidae
Gene: galnt3
Product: UDP-N-acetyl-alpha-D-galactosamine:polypeptide N-acetylgalactosaminyltransferase 3 (GalNAc-T3)
Exons: 11
Coding region: 646-2520 (624 amino acids)
Biological process (GO): protein O-linked glycosylation
Cellular component (GO): Golgi apparatus
Molecular function (GO): polypeptide N-acetylgalactosaminyltransferase activity
Source: RefSeq, a predicted model, not a curated record
CGGUGGGAUGUGUGUGGCGUAGCGCGUUCCUCUGUUAUUUGUAACCCAGCAACUGUCCCAGUGAAUGACCAGUUGAACAAAUCCUAUUAAUGGCACCAUUAUUGAAUCGGAGGAACUCAGUGGAGAACACAGUCUGCUAUACUCCUGAAGUCAAAGUGACUGCCGUCCACUUUAGCGUAGGCUAUAUACCAAGAGAGUUGCCACGAUACAUGUUUCAUUCAGCAGUGGUUUUGUCAAAUAAUAGGUUAUAUAUUUUUCUUAAAGGACAUACGUCAAACUACAAACAUCGCCAAACUUGUUUAACGGGAUAGUUUCUCAUUAUGUAUUCCAGGUAUGGAUUGUGACACGCAGAAGUUCUCUCUGCGCAAGCGCGCAAGCAUGUCUCCUCCCUCUACCUGAGAGGAGCGCACCUGGAUCCAACGAGACGGAAGUUUUGUGAAGGCAGAACACAGAACAAAUCUUUUUGUCUCCGCGAAAGGUUUCUUUGAAAGUUCAAUCAGCACAUAGAGGAUCUCCAGUCGAAGCAGGAUGUCAUUGGUUGACAUUUUAAAGAAUAUUUUAAAGGGCUUUUCUAUCCUACGUCUGUAGUUCAGCGACUCAUGCUGCAUAUCAGUCCAAAGCCUGCCUGUUCUCCAUUCAAGAAGAAUGAUAGCUCUCCGCAGAGUGCUCCGAAGGCGACUACACCCAGUAAAACUGGUGAUAGUGGCCCUUGUCUUUGUCACAUUCUUGUUCUUCAUACAAUGGGAAGUUGGGAGUCAAAACCAGCAGGAGGACCCGUGGCUAAGGGAGAUGGCAGUGAAGCGGGAUGCUAUGAUGGGCAUGGUGAUUGGAGCUGUCAAUAACUUCAGGGAUGUGAUUCCAAAAAUGCAGAUCAGAGCCCCUGUUCGUAAGCCGGACAGCACAGACAGGGUGUCCUGUCUGCAGGGUCACUACACUGCCGCUGAGCUCAGGCCAGCUCUGGAGCGGCCACCUCAGAACCCUAUUGCUCCUGGAGCAGCUGGGAAACCUUUCCACACAGACUCACUGAGCCCUGAGGAGCAGAAAGAGAAGGAAAGGGGUGAUGAAAAACACUGCUUUAACCUAUAUGCCAGUGACCGCAUCUCCUUGAGCAGAGACCUGGGCGCAGACACGAGACCACCAGAAUGUAUUGAGCAAACCUUCAAGCGAUGCCCCCCCUUACCGACCACCAGUGUGAUAAUUGUGUUUCACAAUGAAGGUUGGAGCACCCUGCUAAGGACGGUAUACAGUGUCCUCCACACCUCCCCUACCAUUCUCCUCAAGGAGAUCAUCCUGGUGGACGACGCCAGUGUGGAUGAUGCGCUGAAGGACAAGCUGGAUGAGUAUUUAAAGCGGCUGAGCAUUGUUCGAGUUGUGCGCCAGCAAAAAAGGAAAGGUCUCAUCACUGCUCGGCUGCUGGGUGCCUCCGUGGCCACCGGUGACACUCUCACCUUUCUGGAUGCCCACUGUGAAUGCUUUAAUGGAUGGCUGGAACCCCUGCUGGCCAGGAUAGCAGAGAACUACACCGUAGUAGUGAGUCCUGAUAUAACCACCAUUGAUCUCAAUACUUUUGAGUUCAUGAAACCGUCCCCAUAUGGGCAGAAUCACAACCGGGGCAACUUUGACUGGUCCCUUUCAUUCGGCUGGGAGAGUCUACCUGAUCACGAGAGACAAAGGAGGAAGGAUGAAACGUACCCUAUCAAGACUCCCACAUUUGCUGGUGGGCUCUUCUCGAUCUCAAAAGAAUAUUUUUACCAUAUUGGAAGCUAUGAUGAAGAAAUGGAAAUCUGGGGCGGUGAGAAUAUUGAAAUGUCAUUUAGGGUGUGGCAGUGUGGUGGACAGCUGGAGAUCCUCCCUUGCUCCAUUGUCGGUCAUGUUUUCCGCACCAAGAGCCCCCACACUUUUCCCAAGGGCACACAAGUGAUUGCUCGUAACCAGGUUCGACUGGCGGAGGUCUGGAUGGACGACUACAAGGAGAUCUUUUACCGCCGUAACCAGCAAGCUGCGCAGAUGGCAAAGGAUAAGGCCUUUGGAGGGAUCUCCAAACGAGAGGACCUCCGUGCACGGUUGCAGUGCAAGAGCUUCUCGUGGUAUUUGAAGAACGUUUAUCCAGAAGUCUUCAUGCCUGAUCUCAGCCCACUCCGCUUUGGCUCGGUGAAAAAUGUCGGCAAAGACUCAUGUCUGGAUGUUGGAGAGAACAAUGAGGGUGGGAAACAGCUGAUCAUGUACCCAUGUCACGGACUAGGAGGAAACCAGUAUUUUGAGUUCUCCACACAUCGCGAGAUUAGACACAACAUUCAGAAGGAGCUGUGUUUGCACGGGGCCGAGGGGACUGUGAAACUGGAGGACUGCAAGUAUAGAGGCGGGAACACAUUAGUAGGAGCAGAGCAAAAAUGGGAUCUGAAGGAUAACCAGUUAUUCUACAUGCCGGGAUGGAACAUGUGUCUGAGUGCCCGUCAUGAGCAUCCGUCUCUGGCCCUCUGCAACCCCUCAGACAGAUACCAGCUCUGGUCCUUCUCCUGAGUGUGCAAACUACCACUUUACACAAUAGCCACUGUGUAUGCAUAGACAUACUAGGACAUGCGUAUACUAUACUGUAUGCAGUUUUUUUUAGAUUAAUGUCAUUGAGUUUUAAUUUAUUUUUAUACAUAGAAGAACUGAACUGCUGCUGCUGGGAAGUUUGUACCUUGGGAGAAACCACAGCGUGCCACUGCUGGAAGGAAGCAUUGAAAUGCUCCCAAUCAGAGAACUGAGAUUAUUGCAAGAAAGAAGAAGCACUGUGCUGACAAGUGCCUCUUUUGUGUUCGAGAUGUAUUCACGGCUCCAAGUCUUUGCAACGGACCCAUGCAAUGUUAGGUACAUAAAGCCAACACUGAACAUGUUCCAGUGAGACAACGAAAAUCAUACAAAAGAAGUACAGUAGAUGUCUAUUGUAAACUAGGGGUUUAAGUUGGACAAGCAAAAACCCCAUAAGUUGUGCACCAAAGAGACUAGAAGUGAAUACACAAGUAUGAUGUGCAUUGUCCCCUUUUUUUUUAAAUAACUUUUUUUUAAACUGCAAAAACUUUUAUUUGCUACCAACCAGUGCCUUAGAUGUAACUGUA